AUGGCAGGUAUUAUCGGAAUCGUUAUCUUUGGCUGCGCGGAACGAUCUGGUCGCCCGAUCGACACUCCGAACACCAUUGGCCCAUUGAACCUUGGUCAUCUGGACUGUACGUGGCCUCUCACCAAAUUCGGAGGCCCUCGUCCGUGGCGCCGCGAACAGGUCCUUGCGUGUGUUAGCAAGCUUCAGACGGAGCUAUGA
Penicillium pulvis is the source of this 198-nucleotide messenger RNA. RefSeq lists its product as uncharacterized. The transcript has 3 exons. The coding region runs from base 1 to 198 and encodes 65 amino acids. NCBI's taxonomy places the organism in Eukaryota, Fungi, Ascomycota, Eurotiomycetes, Eurotiales, Aspergillaceae. The record is from RefSeq and is a predicted model, not a curated record.